Messenger RNA from Medicago truncatula (barrel medic), 2286 nucleotides. Its product is annotated as pentatricopeptide repeat-containing protein At1g12300, mitochondrial. Gene Ontology annotation, cellular component: chloroplast. The transcript is spliced from 3 exons. Gene Ontology annotation, molecular function: protein binding. NCBI's taxonomy places the organism in Eukaryota, Viridiplantae, Streptophyta, Magnoliopsida, Fabales, Fabaceae. Bases 94 to 1749 code for a protein of 551 amino acids. The record is from RefSeq and is a predicted model, not a curated record. Gene Ontology annotation, biological process: mitochondria-nucleus signaling pathway; chloroplast-nucleus signaling pathway.
UUUCCGUUGAAGCUCCGACUAUCAAUCACCAACAACAACAGCUUGCGUCUUCUUCUACCGCUUACCAAGCAAGUGCCGCUCACUCACGCCCAAAUGUCUUCAUGCUGCGCCAGGUUUCGAUCUUCUACCAAUCCCAUUUCUCUUUUUCCCUUCUUAAGAAUAAGAUUAUACUCUCACUCUUCAUUCAAUUCAAAUAAUCUUGAUAAUGUUGUUUCUUCAUUCAAUCAUAUACUUCAUAUGAAUCCCACUCCAUCGAUUAUUGAAUUUAACAAGAUAUUAGGUUCCCUUGUUAAGUCUAACAACAAUCAUUACCCUACUGCUAUUUCCCUUUUUCAUCAAUUGGAAUUUCAUGGAAUUACACCAAGUAUUGUUACUUUCAAUAUUCUCAUUAAUUGUUACUGCCAUCUUCCGGAAAUGGAUUUUGCCUUUUCUCUAUUCGGGAAGAUUCUUAAGGUUGGGUUUCAGCCGGAUAUCAUUACCUUUAAUACUCUUAUCAAAGGUUUGUGUGUUAAUGGUAAGGUCAAGGAGGCUCUGCACUUUCACGAUCAUGUGAUUUCACUUGGAUUCCACUUGGACCAAGUUAGCUAUGGGACCUUGAUCAAUGGCUUGUGUAAAAUGGGAAAAACAACCGAAGCCUUACAAGUGUUGAGAAAGAUUGAUGGGAAAUUGGUUAACACUGAUGUGGUAAUGUAUAGCACAAUCAUUGAUUGUUUGUGUAAAGAUAAAUUGGUGACCGAGGCAUAUGUGUUAUAUUCUGAAAUGAUUACAAAGAGAAUUUCUCCCAAUGUUGUCACUUUCAAUUCUCUAAUUUAUGGAUUUUGCAUCGUUGGUCGACUGAAAGAAGCAUUUGGGUUGUUCCAUGAAAUGCUAUUGACAAACAUCCUCCCAGAUGUUUAUACUUUCAGCAUAUUGGUUGAUGGUCUAUGUAAGGAAGGAAAGAUCAAAGAAGCUAAAAAUGUGAUAGCUGUGAUGAUGAAAGAAGGUGUGAUACCGAAUGUUGUUACCUACGGUUCAUUAAUGGAUGGAUAUUGCCUAGUUAAUGAAGUAAAUAAAGCCAAACAUGUGUUAAGCCUGAUUUCUCGAAUGGGAUUGACUCCUAAUGCUAAUAGCUAUAAUAUUAUUAUUAAUGGAUUCUGUAAGAUUAAAAUGGUCGAUCAAGCCUUAAAUCUCUUUAAUGAAAUGUGUUGCAGAGGAAUUGCUCCUGAUAAGGUAACUUACAAUUCUCUCAUUGAUGGUUUGUGCAAAUCAGGGAGAAUCUCUCAUGCAUGGGAGCUUCUUGAUCAGAUGCAUGAUAGAGGUCAACAUGCAAAUGUGAUCACUUACAAUUCCUUCUUACACGCUUUAUGUAAAAACCAUCAAGUUGACAAGGCAAUUGCAUUUGUCAAGAAAAUUAAAGAUCAGGGCAUUCAACCCAAUAUUAACACAUACAAUAUACUUAUCGAUGGACUGUGCAAAGAAGAAAGACUUGAGAAUGCACAAGUGAUUUUUCAGGAUCUUUUGAUUAAAGGCUAUAAGCUAACACUCUGGACAUAUACAAUUAUGAUUAAUGGUCUUUGUCUGGAGGGAUUGUUUGAUGAAGCUAUGACCCUACUGGAAAAAAUGGAAGACAAUGGUUGCAUUCCAGAUGCUGUAACUUAUGCAACAAUUAUCCGUGCUCUCUUUAAAAAUGAUGAGAAUGAUAAGGCAGAGAAACUUCUACGUGAAAUGAUUGCUCGCGGUCUACUGGGCAUGUUGGCUAUGUCAGACUAAGCCAGUUAUUCAGAAAAUGAAGGUUGAUUAGAUAUUAUGGGGAAGUUGGACUCACUAUUGUGGCGGGUAUGUAGGUUGUACUAAGUCAGUAUGCAUUGCUGCCCUGUGUUGAGUUUCAAUUAUUGAGUCUGUUGUGGGAGGUUGGAUUCCAAUUUCAGUUUGAAUUUAAUAUCUUGCCUACAUAAUUAUGCAAUAGCUAAGAGGAGGUUGCGUUGUGCUGGUGUCAGUACUUGUAGUGUGCUGGAGUCGGUUGUGUUCACAUGAUUCUUGUAGUUUCUACCGUUAUCAUUGGCGUACUUAAAGAUCUAUCCAGCAUCCAGUGGAUACCUUCCGUUAGGGCUUUUUAAGCUUGAUAUCAACAUUAUGGUUCUGUUAUCACUACCUUGUUCCAAAUGAGAAAGUAGGAAGGUUUGACAGGUUUUGUGGUUUUCGAUAAUAGGACAAUCUGGUUGGUUAGAAACCAGAUGAAAUUUCUAACAAAAUAAUAUUCAGUUAGUGCUCCAGGUUUACUGAUAGGAUUGAUUUAAGCUGUGCUAC